Messenger RNA from Eucalyptus grandis, 1872 nucleotides. Its product is annotated as probable rhamnogalacturonate lyase B. The transcript has 15 exons. The record is from RefSeq and is a predicted model, not a curated record. Bases 1 to 1872 code for a protein of 623 amino acids. Gene Ontology annotation, molecular function: carbohydrate binding; catalytic activity. Gene Ontology annotation, biological process: carbohydrate metabolic process. Lineage: Eukaryota; Viridiplantae; Streptophyta; Magnoliopsida; Myrtales; Myrtaceae.
AUGGCGAAGAAAAAAGUGAGCUUGACCACGAAAGGGAACUAUGUCAUGAUGGACAAUGGGCUGGUGAAACUCACCAUUUUGAAGCCUCAGGGUUUCUUAACCGGGGUAAAGUAUGGAGGGAUGGACAACCUCUUGGACAUCAAGUCGAAUGAAUCCGGCAGAGGAUAUUGGGAUGCCAAUUGGAGUUUGCCAGGGGGCGACGACAGAUACCAAUUGAUCAAAGGGGCAGAGUAUAGUGUUAUUCAUCAAAGCAAUGACUGCCUGGAGGUCUCCUUCAAGAGCACUUAUAAUCCGUCUGCUCCAGGCAUGGCGCUGCCUCUAAGUGUCGACACAAGGUACAUUAUCAGAACUGGUGUUUCAGGCUUUUACUGCUACGCAAUAUACGAGCGCCCGCAAGGAUGCCGUGCCUUUGACCUUGCACAGACGAGGAUGGUGUUUAAAUUGCGACAAGAAAAGUUUCACUACAUGGCAAUUACAGAUGAAAAGCAAAGAGUAAUGCCUGUGCCAGAGGACCUACUUCCUGGCAGAGGCAAACAGUUGAUUGUGCCUGAAUCUGUUUUGCUAGUAAACCCUGUUAAUCCAGACCUCAAAGGCGAAGUGGAUGACAAAUAUCAGUACUCGAUGGACAAUAAGGAUGGUGGACUUCAUGGAUGGAUAAGUUCAGGUCCUAUCAUCGGGUUUUGGGUCAUUGUCCCAAGUUAUGAGUUCCGCAAUGGUGGCCCGACAAAGCAAAAUCUCACAAUGUGUCAUUCAACCCAUUAUAUAGGAGAUGAUAUCCUAGCUCAUUUUGGAGAGGGAGAGACAUGGAGAAAGGUCUUUGGCCCAUUCUUCGUGUACCUGAAUUCGACUACUAAAGCAUCAAAGGCACACAACUUAUGGUCAGAUGCAAAAAAGCAGAGAAAGAUUGAGGAAACAUCAUGGCCAUAUGAUUUUGUUUCAUCACCCUACUAUCUAGCCGCUAGCGAGCGUGGUUCAGCUUCGGGAAGACUCUUUGUCCAGGACAGGUAUAUAUCCAGUGCUUUAAUUCCUGCUAAAAAUGCAUAUAUUGGUCUAUCAGUGGCAAGGACUGAGGGAGCCUGGCAAACUGAGAGCAAAUCUUAUCAGUUUUGGGUUCAAACAGACUCCAGCGGAAGUUUCUCCAUAAGGAACGUAAUUCCUGGAGUCUAUGGACUUCACGGAUGGGUUCCUGGUUUCAUUGGUGACUACCUAGAGAAAACACUGAUUACUAUUACCGCAGAUUCAGAGACACUGCUUGGGAAUUUGACCUUUGUUCCGCUUAGACAUGGUCCAACCUUGUGGGAGAUCGGGUAUCCUGAUCAAACAGCGAUUGACUACUUUGUCCCUGAUGUUAAUCCGAUGUAUGUCAACCGGUUAUUUCUGAAUGGUCCUGAAAAGUUCAGACAGUACGGCUUGUGGGACAGGUAUACCGACAUACACCCUGAAUCUGAUCAAGUUUUCACAGUAGGGUUCAAUGAUCCAAAGAAAGACUGGUUUUUUGCCCAUGUUGACAGGAGAGGACCAGAUAAGUAUCUUCCCACAACAUGGACUAUUAAGUUCAAUCUGAAUUCAGUGACAGGAGGAACCUACAAGCUCAGGCUAGCCGUCGCAUCAGCUACUCGCUCCGAUCUUCAGGUUCAUAUAAAUUCUCUGGAUCAAGAACAUUUGGUGUUCCAAGUGAUGAAUUUGGGAACAGAUAACACAGUUUGCAGACAUGGUAUUUAUGGAUUAUACCGGCUUUUCAACUUUGACAUUUCUUCAUCAUUGUUGCUAAAGGGAGACAAUUCCAUGUAUCUCACACAAGCCAGAGGAGGCGAUGCGCUUUGCGGAAUUCUCUAUGACUAUAUACGCCUUGAAGCGCCAGCCACUGAUUAG